AUGGCGGCGGCCGGGCCCAGGGCCCCCGCUGAGGGCCGGAUGACCUUCGAGGACGUGGCCGUGUACUUCUCCCAGGAGGAGUGGGGGCUCCUCGGGGAGGCCCAGAGGCACCUGCACCGUGAGGUGAUGCUGGACAAUCUGCUGCUGCUGCUGUCGCUGGGUGGUUGUUACAGAGAAGCAGACGAGCCCCCUCCCGGAGACCCAGAAGACAGAGCGCCGCAGCCCAGCGCCGCGCGGCCUGAUCCGUCCUUCCCGAAGACGCCUUCCUGGGAAGAGUGUGUCACGGCGGCAAAAGGCCCUCUGUGGUGCCUGUCUGAGCACCAGGGAACGCACGCUGGGCCGGAACCGUGCCUUCGCGGGGCCUGUGGGAAGCUGCUUUCUCUCGGUCCGCACCUGCACCGGCACCAGAAGCAGCACGGUGGCGAGAAACGUGCCAGAGCGGAGAGCAGGGCCCUGCCUGUGAGGAGCUGCGAGAACCACGUGUCAGACGGGAUGUCCACCUGCGCAGAGCGGGCAGGGUGCAGCCCGGAGCUCGUCCAGCGCCAGGCAGCCCGCGGCGGAGCGCGUCCCCAGAGGUGCAGGGAGAACAGGGAGGCCUCUCAGGCUCUGCAGAGGCCUCCCGAGGGUAGCAGGCGUGGGCAGGCCUUUGGCAUGAAGCGUCAAUUAACGAAGCGUCAGGGAGUUCACGCUGGAGACAAACGUUACGAGUGUAAGGAAUGCGGGAAGUUUUUUAGACACAACUCCAGUCUCUCUCACCACCGAAAGGUUCACGACGGAAAAAGGCCGUACGAGUGCAGCGAAUGUGGGAAGUCCUUCGUCUAUAAAAGAGUGUUUCUGGAGCACCACAGGAUCCACACUGGAGAAAAGCCUCAUAAAUGUAGCGAGUGCGGGAAGUUCUUCCGGCAGAGAUCCACCCUCAGGGAACACCAGAGACGCCACGGUGGGGAGAGGCUUUAUAAGUGCAGCGCAUGCGAGAAGUCCUUCCCCCACAAGGGGAGACUCCGCGAACACAAGAGCAUCCACACUGGAGAAAGGCUUUAUGAGUGUGGCGAGUGUGGCAAACGCUUCAGACAGAGGUCCACUCUCAGUACACACAGGAAGCUUCACGGUGGAGAAGGGUCUCCCAAGGGCCGUGAAUGUGGGAGAUCCUUCCUCACCUCCCACUACCUUGAUCACCAGCGAGUUCACGCUGGAGAAAAGCCUCGUCAGUGCAGCACAGGCGGGAAGCGCUUGAACAGAAGGUUUCACUGCAUUGAGCACGAACAGGGUUUGCACUCAGGAAAAGCCUUGUGGGUGUAGUGAACGUGGAAAAUUCUUUAAACACGUUGUAAGCUGCUUGUACCGCCAGUGAGUUCGCACCGAGGCCUUGUGAGUACAGUGCCUGUCGGAAACCCUCGGCCUUCCGGAGAACCCUGGAUGCCAGAGAAUCCACUCUGGAGAAGAGCCCGCGAUGCAACAAAUGGGGGACAGCCUUCAGUGGUGGGUGUUUGUCAGGCCUCAGAAAUUGUGCCAGAAGGUCUUCACGGCACGUCCUGUCGCUGUGUUCAGAAUAAGUCUCCACAGGGUGGACUUUCCAGUGGCUCCAUCAAGCAGAAGGAGAGCCCCGUACAGCUGCAGAAUGCCAGUGGGGUCACUCAGUGCCAACUCCGGUACUUGGGAACUUGGGGGUGGCUGCGUGAGACCCUCCGGCACCAGGGGACUGUCGUAGAGGUGAUCUCAGCUCCCUGUGGCAGUUCCCCAUCAUGGUGGUUACUCUCCAGAGGUACUCAUCUCUGUUCUCUAAAACCUUGAGGGAAUUUUGAGGAAGUUUAUUGGAGGAGAUCCCUUUUCAUCCUGCCCGACACAGACUAGACCCAGUUUUGGCUCAGAGGAUUCGUCUGGGGUCUCCUAGUAAAUUGCAGGAGCUUGUUUUUGUUUUUUUGUUUUUCUUUUUAAGAUUUAUUUAUUUAUGAUAAUGAGAACUGGGGUAUAGGCCAGCAGAAGCUUGUUUUUAUGGAUACUGUUUUUUAUGGGAUUAUUGUGGAUUCACUUUUAUUCCAUGUUAUAGGGAAACUGUCUGCCUCGUCAUAAGCUGAUCUAUGUACUAAUAAACAUCUCAUGUUUCAAGACACCUUUUUUUCCCAAAGAGUUAUUUAUUUAUAUACACAAGAACUGGGGUACAGUCAGGAGGUGCGGAGGGUUGAGAGGAUUCACCAGAGAUAAAGUGGGGAGCAGCACAGGCAGACCCACUGAAAUCCACUGCUGACGGGAGCAGCAGGGAGACAGGAGAGGUCUGCUGCGCCAUGUGGGUAGCUCCCUGCCCGGCUGGCAAUUGAACUUGUGCUUCAGAGGCUGCAGACAGCUUCACAGUGCUGUGCUCAACACCUUGCGCCACCAGGGAGGCCCUGCUUCAAGACUUUAAAUCUGAGUUUUCCUUUCUUCAGCCAACUGCUUGUAGAGAACUUUGCAUGAGGUAGUAGAGCAGAUUAGGGGAGAGGUGUGCAGCAGCUGUGGGGACUAGGAACAGUUGGACCACAUCAUGUAACAGUGUGUCUGGGUGGCUCGUUUGGCCUGGUUCUGUAUGAACUGUUUGCACUGGGUGGCGGCCUGGUGCUGUCCAAGGCCAAGAGUGUAGCUUGGUGGGUUAGACCACAUCCAUUUUGUAAUGGCCGCUCUGGUCACAUGGAAAUUUGAUGGCGGGUGGUUAAAUACUCGCUCUACUAAGCUCCAGCAGCAAAUAAAAAGCCUUUUUUUUUUUUUUAAGUAUUCAUGCGUUCAAGAA
Messenger RNA from Talpa occidentalis (Iberian mole), 2761 nucleotides. RefSeq names its product zinc finger protein interacting with ribonucleoprotein K-like. Gene Ontology annotation, biological process: negative regulation of transcription by RNA polymerase II. Gene Ontology annotation, molecular function: DNA-binding transcription repressor activity, RNA polymerase II-specific. Bases 1 to 1299 code for a protein of 432 amino acids. The transcript has 3 exons. The record is from RefSeq and is a predicted model, not a curated record. NCBI's taxonomy places the organism in Eukaryota, Metazoa, Chordata, Mammalia, Eulipotyphla, Talpidae.